Molecule: messenger RNA, 3484 nt
Organism: Mastomys coucha (southern multimammate mouse)
Lineage: Eukaryota; Metazoa; Chordata; Mammalia; Rodentia; Muridae
Gene: Dio2
Product: iodothyronine deiodinase 2
Exons: 2
Molecular function (GO): thyroxine 5'-deiodinase activity
Source: RefSeq, a predicted model, not a curated record
CUCGGAAUUGAAUGAAUUGAUGGGUACACUCCAACUGCUGGGCUGCAGAGACUGAACUUGGUCUUUCCAUUCCUGCUUCUUUCAAAGAAGAGACAAGUUGGGAUUCCUUCUAAUUUAGCUUUUCUCCCUCUCCCUCACCCCCUCCCAACCUUUCCCUUGGUCCCCCACUUCUCUAUCACCACCUUCCUUUGGGAAAAGAAGGAGCCUGGGGAAGCAGAGUGCACAGGAGCCUGACGGAGGAGGCAGAGAAGAUGGGACUCCUCAGCGUAGACUUGCUGAUCACCCUGCAGAUCCUGCCAGUCUUUUUCUCCAACUGCCUCUUCCUGGCGCUCUAUGACUCGGUCAUUCUGCUCAAGCACGUGGCGCUGCUUCUGAGCCGCUCCAAGUCCACUCGCGGAGAGUGGAGGCGCAUGCUGACCUCAGAAGGGCUACGCUGCGUCUGGAACAGUUUCCUUCUCGAUGCCUACAAACAGGUUAAACUGGGUGAAGAUGCUCCCAAUUCCAGUGUGGUGCACGUGUCCAAUCCUGAAGCAGGUAACAAUUACGCCUCUGAGCAGACCAUUGAUGGGGCUGAAUGCCACCUUCUUGACUUCGCCAGUCCAGAGCGCCCACUGGUGGUCAACUUUGGUUCAGCCACCUGACCACCUUUCACUAGGCAACUGCCAGCCUUCCGCCAGCUGGUGGAAGAGUUCUCCUCGGUGGCUGACUUCCUGUUGGUAUACAUUGAUGAGGCUCACCCUUCAGAUGGCUGGGCAGUGCCUGGGGACUCCUCUCUGUCUUUUGAGGUUAAGAAGCACCGGAACCAAGAGGACCGAUGCGCAGCAGCCCACCAGCUCCUGGAGCGUUUCUCCUUGCCCUCCCAGUGUCAAGUUGUGGCUGACCGCAUGGACAACAAUGCCAACGUAGCUUACGGGGUAGCCUUUGAACGUGUGUGCAUCGUGCAGAGACGGAAAAUUGCUUACUUAGGAGGGAAGGGCCCCUUCAGCUAUAACCUACAAGAAGUCCGAAGUUGGCUGGAGAAGAAUUUCAACAAGAGAUGAAUUCCAGAUUAGCUGGAUAAGAGCGUGAUUGUAAUAGAGUUUAUUAUUUUAAAAAAAAUAUGUAAAAGAAGUUGAGAACUGAACUGAAUCUAUUAUUUCAACUGAAUCCCAUUGCCUCACCGAGAGACGGGGACAUACCUGUCAGAAGAUCUUGAACAUCUUUAACAUCUCAAUACUUCCUUUAGUACACAAAUGACAUCUGGCUAAAUAGCAGCCCUGUUACCUCCCUUCUGAGCGAAUUGAUCCAAACUGGAGUGCAAGAAACCCUGUUGCAGCCUGUGUUCAUCAUUCUUGCUUGCGGAAAGAAGUGAUUCUGUCCUGUGUGUACUCUGGGACCAGAGGACAAAAGUUCCCAGAAUACUUAUUGUUAAGGGAGCUACUACCUAUGACCUGGUUAUGUGUAUUGUCUCAGCUUUAGUCACCAGAAACAAACCCAACUGGGAAGUCCCCCAAAUACGUACUUAUGAUGUGAUCUUGAAGCCAUGCCAUGCACUUAGGACUGAAGAGUUAGUUCUAGCCACGAAAUGUCCUGCGUUAGUCUCUGUAGCCCCGAAUUCCCACGUACGACAAGCAAAGACAGAGGAAGCAGAAAGAUGAGGAAAUCGCAUAGUGUUUUACCUGGAAGCUGUAGGUAAUGAGUGUUGUUCAACUGCAUAUCAGCAUUGAGGCAUGUACACAGCUGGGAAAACAAAGGUGUUAACUAAAAAAUAGCACUGGCAGGAUGCACAUGGAAAGGAGAUGGGUAGUGAUACUCCUACACUGAAAGGAAAGUGGGCCAGGAAAAAGAUAAAGACAGGUGAACAUUUUUAAUGUGGAGAGAAGAAGUACUUUAUGGGACUAAUUGUGAUCUACCCAUUUUAGUGGGUAAUACCCAUUCAGAGAAAAAUCCAGGGGGUCUGAUGCUGAUGUGUUGUUCCUGCCAAAUUCACAAUGCUACAUCUCCCUCCAUUUCUAACUUCUACAGCAUAGUUUUCUCUGGGUCCUGAGUGAAGAGUGUAAGUCGCAGGUACCCUAGCCAUUCAGUUUCUGCCCUCUCCUCCAGUAGAAGAACUGUAAAGAUAAGGGGUUUCUUCAGGUAAACAUGAGGGCAAUUUACUCUGAUAAUCUCUACCCAUAGUUUUGAGGGCUUACACAAGCUUAUUCUUGGUACACAGGAAUUUGGUUAAAGGAAAUUUCCCUUGACAUUUGAAUUUGAACUUGGUUCUUUUAUCUUCAACUGGGAUUAACCCAUUAGUUGAAGUUUAAUGGCUGUGUGCAUAACUAUGAUUAUAUCUAUGAAUACACAUCUCCAACACAGCUAUACCUACAAGCAAUACCUAAAGAUCCCAACCUCAAAAAAAACCCACAAAAAUCCCAAAACCAAAACACACCAACAGAUCAACCAAUGCAUUGUAAUUAUUUUUUAAACUCAAAGACGUUAAGAUCUCAACAUAUGGUUAUAGUUACAUGCCAAAUCAAGGGUCUUUAUGUCUACUCUAUUCAAUAAUUAAACCAUAACAUUGAAUUAUUUUGAAAAAGACAAUUGAAAUUUAAAAAUGUGUUAUUAAAAUAUUUGUCCCAAAUGUAGAAAAUAGGAAGUGGGUAUGUAUGAAACAAGAGUAUUGUUUUUAAAAAUGGAAGCAAGAAAUAAGUCAGAUUGCUAGCCCAUAUAUAGUUUAGUCAUGCAAGCAGCAUUGUGGCUAAUAUUUUUGGCAGCAUCUAAGAUCUCCAGUGUUUUAAAUUUUGUAAAAGACAUACCCACAAAGAAACACAGUAAAUUUCCAAAAUGCAACAGUGUCUAAUGAACUUUUGUAAAAUCUUAAUGAAGAUAGUUUACUUCAGAUUCCUCAGACAUUAAGGCCUUCAAUUGAGGCUUAUGAGUGAUCCCUCAUUCAUCUUAAUCCUCAAAAUGGUGUUGAGAUUGAUGCGGCUCCCUAAUGCGGUAAAAUGAAAAUUUGGCUGCCCCACACCCACACCGUCAUCCACAAAUGACCCCUUUCUUUGGUUUCCAUGUGUGAUAGUGAAGCAGAAUGUCAGAGAGUGGGUGGGGGGAUGAGUUUUGGCUAAUGCCAUGCUAGCUGUCUGGGGAAAAGGAAUAAUGGGGAAAAAGUCACCCAGUUGUGCUACAUUUUUAAAGAAAGAUAAGGUUGUGUGUGUAUACCAUUUGCCUGUUGGAGGAUAGGCCAAUGGAGGAAGGAAGACCGAGGAAGCAAAUAUACAAAGAUAGAGGCUAACUGUCAGGGACACAGACAUGUUCAGGAGAGCAUGGCAGAAACACUGGAAGAAAAAACCCUGAAGGGCCCAGGGAGAAAGUGUUUAGCAGAGCUCAGGAAUCUUACACUGUGUAGAGUGGGCUGGUCUCCGGGGUAUGAUAAACCUGUAAUUGUAUAACCUAUUUAUCUCAAUGUAAACUUCUAUGAAUUCCUAUGAUGUGCCUUUUAUAAAAUUAACAAGAAGUCAUUCAU